AAAUAUGAGUGAGGGAUCGGGCUAGUUCGAGGUAGCACAACCACUGAAGUGAUUAUUAAGCGACGUUGGUCCCCUUAGCGACAGUCCACCAAAUUGAUAACUGACCAGACAUCAGUACCCACGGGGAAGAAGAGCCACUUACUGCAGGAUCUUCUUGUUGUCACCAUGCUGCUUCCCCAGAUAGACAUCGGGGUGCGCAACACCACUUCACUGAGCGACCUGAAGAGGCUGCGUUCCUUUAUGAACGACUAUAUAGUUAAAGAACGCAGACGGAAGCAAAAACUAAGUAAAAGCGAUGAACACCUUCCAAUAUUAAGUUUUGAUUCCACGUCCUCAGUGCGAGGGGAUGGCAUGGCAGUGAAUCUGCAAGGAGAAGCAACAAAAUCUGUUUACCGAUCCGAAUUGAAGUUUGAGCCUAUACUUACAUCUGCUGGGCGUAAAGCAAAGUUCGGACCCGCACCGGGCAGACCAAACAACAAAAAACACGGCGAGUCCGUGUCAAACGUUAAUGCAGAUACCAAAGGAAAGAUGGCACCAAAAGACGAAAACUCCGCAAAAUUAAAUCAAAACAUCACAGAUAAAGACAAACCAAAGCCACCAAAAAAGAAAAAAGAGAAAGAACAGAAUCUUCAUAGUGAACAAGAAGGAAAAGAAAAACUUACACUAGGUAAAAGUGAACUCAUUCCAGAGAAGAAGCUGUUAGAGAGGCGGUCUUCCUUCAUUGAACUAUUUAAACAAAAGCCAAAAAACCAACACCAAACCGCUAAACCUCCGGCGGACUAUGAGCCCCCACAAGUUCAUUCCAGUCUUGAUUUCCCAAGUCCUUACGUGUCACAACUGGGACACCCGAUGCACAGACACUUACGAUCACAAACUCAAAUUGCUGUGCGACCCUCACCCGAGGAAGAGGAAAGGAUGAUCGAUAUCCAACGCCGAAAAAUCGUCCGUUCUCGCUCUGUUCAAGCAAAAAGAUCUGCAGCAAGCGCCUUGCUUGCUCGUGACAAAAAGACUUUGCAAUUUAAGCGAGCCAAGGCCGUUUACAAAGUGAAUGUCGAAGAGGAGCGUGCUUUGAGGCAAAAGACGUUUUAUGAUUCAUUGGAAAAACUUCAGCUUCAACAUGUAAUGGAUCAUAAUAAACGCAUCAAAGACGAAAGCCGAAAAAGAGAUGAGGCAUUAAACAAAAGACACCGAGAACUUACAGAACUUCACGACAGAUUUGAAAGAGAACGCACUCAACGGUGGAACUCUCAGUACGUUUCUUCAAAGAGGUUUAACACUGAUAUCAAAAUUGUUGCAAAGAAAGAGAAAAGCGACCAUGCAAAACCAAGAAAACAAAAGAAAAAUUCAUACUUGCACUUUAGCAAGUCUAAAGUCCAUGCUCAGAACGUUGAGAGGUAUUCAUCCCUUUUCAGCAGUGGUACAUCCGGGCACCCCCGAUGGGGUCCCGUGGCGUCACCUGCUCUACAAGUUGCCCUGAUGGGAAUGACGUAAUCUGGGACAAUCCAAUCUUCGGAUGUGACAUUUUUUAUUUAUUUAUUUAUUUAUUUUUGCGUUUUAUGAAAAAAAAGCAACAAACAACAACUUGGCACUUCGCGGCCACCAUAAUCACACCUGCCACAUAUGUUGAACCCUUCACUGUAUUACAAGUAGUUAGGUUACCAAGCUGCACUAGGACCCAUAUAUAGGGCCUACAUUGAUGAUGGGUGUUGGAUACCCUCUACC
Messenger RNA from Lingula anatina, 1722 nucleotides. RefSeq lists its product as uncharacterized. The record is from RefSeq and is a predicted model, not a curated record. Lineage: Eukaryota; Metazoa; Brachiopoda; Lingulata; Lingulida; Lingulidae.